Messenger RNA from Emiliania huxleyi CCMP1516, 930 nucleotides. RefSeq lists its product as hypothetical. Lineage: Eukaryota; Haptophyta; Isochrysidales; Noelaerhabdaceae. The record is from RefSeq and is a predicted model, not a curated record. The transcript has 3 exons. The coding region runs from base 1 to 930 and encodes 309 amino acids.
AUGGACUGGAUGCUGAAGAUUGCCUCGCUUCUCCUCGUCGCUCUGUCGGCGUCUGCCCUGCCGGCAGAAAUCGUCGACGACAUCGACCCAGCCGCUCGCGGCCUCGCCUUUGCGCCAAAGCCCUCUCCUCCCGUGCCCGACGUGGUCGACGACCCCGCCUGGCUCAUCGCCACCUCUGGGUUCUGCUCGAACCUCGACGUCGUGAUCAAGGAGCGCGACGUCGGGGCGAGCGAGACGGAGGGCGACACCGCGGCCCACUUCAUCGCCGACAUCUCCUUCAACUACUACCCGCAGACGGCGGUCAAGUUCACCGAUUUCCCUCACCACCUCGCGAAGACCAUCGAGGGCGACGCUGCUGAGGCGGACGCGCUGAUCUCGAGUGCGUGGGACCACAAGAACAUCGCGCUGCUCGAGCCGACGUCCUCGUGCGGCGCUGACGACCAGAGCAGUCAGGCGUGGGGGAUCUCGGUCUUCAAGGUGGAGGAGCACCGCCACUGCACGGACGGCGAGACGGCGUGGGAGGGACAUCCUUGCGUCCACUACUCCGGCUACGUCUCGGCGGCUACGUCCAACUUUGUCAACGUGAACGAGGGGCGGUUCGCGGACGCGCUGAUCUCGAGUGCGUGGGACCACAAGAACAUCGCGCUGCUCGAGCCGACGUCCUCGUGCGGCGCUGACGACCAGAGCAGUCAGGCGUGGGGGAUCUCGGUCUUCAAGGUGGAGGAGCACCGCCACUGCACGGACGGCGAGACGGCGUGGGAGGGACAUCCUUGCGUCCACUACUCCGGCUACGUCUCGGCGGCUACGUCCAACUUUGUCAACGUGAACGAGGGGCGGUUCGUCUGCCAGCUGUUUGUCGACUCAAACUGCCGUGAAUGUCAUAUCGUGAAUGCCGUGAAUGUCGUGAAUGCGGCAGAUUUUCUUUUUUAG